This is a messenger RNA of Vanessa atalanta (red admiral), 1829 nucleotides long. It is a transcript of the gene Rsph4a, whose product is annotated as radial spoke head protein 6 homolog A. The transcript has 13 exons. The coding region runs from base 2 to 1720 and encodes 572 amino acids. The record is from RefSeq and is a predicted model, not a curated record. Gene Ontology annotation, cellular component: radial spoke; axoneme. Gene Ontology annotation, biological process: axoneme assembly; cilium movement involved in cell motility; cilium assembly. NCBI's taxonomy places the organism in Eukaryota, Metazoa, Arthropoda, Insecta, Lepidoptera, Nymphalidae.
GAUGUCACAAACAUUUAUGCUAGAACCAGAUAUAAUAGCGGCUGCAGAAAAUGUUCUGCCUGAUCUCAACAACGAUUUGGUGCUUGCUAAAAAUUUCUUAAAACAACAGUCUGGCGCUACUGGUGAUACGCUAUAUGAUCACAUGGUGGACGUUGUACACAAAAUUUUAUCGCAAAAGCCUCCAGAUGUUGUUGACAAUUUUGAACAAUAUUCAUGGCAAGUGAAACAAGAGAAGUUUCGACCAAAUUUCGAUUUAUUGAACGAUAUCUACCUCGCGCCACCGCAGCUUGCUCUAAUUAGACGAAUGGAUGAAAUGUUUCGGUUAGUUGCGAGUAAGAGUCAGAGAAUGGAAGAUCUCGGUGAAGAGGAGCAGGAGUUAGAUUUAGAGGAGGAUUCCUUAAGGCCAAGGAUCGCGGAUAUCAUUGAGCACAAUUACUACUUUCGUGAGUGUGGUUACGGUUUGUCUGAACAAGAAUGUUAUGCGGUGUACAUAGCUCUCAAUAUGCUGGCCAUCAAGGAACCGGUAGCCACUAUUAGAUUCUUUGGCAAGAUUUUUGGUACCAAAGCAAAUUACUACGUCGCAGAGACUGAUCUCACUAUAGAAGAGUUGGAUAGGCGUAUCAGAGAGUUCGAAAUGAAAGACAUGCCCGGCGAGGGUGAAGGCGCAGAAGAAGAUCGUGCUCAAGAAAUAGAAGAACAAAAGGAAAUGAUGGGCGAAGGUGAGGCUAAGGAAGAGAAACCUAAAGAACCAGUGCCUCCCAAACUGCCUCCAAUUCCCGAGUCCACGUGGCAACCACCCCCUAUUAUACCUGUCGAGAGGCCGGGCCAAGGUGUUAAUAAAAAGACGUACUACGUCUGCAAUCAACCGGGCGAGCCCUGGGUAUGUCUUCCAGAUGUAACUCCGCAUCAGAUCCGAGUGGCGAGACUUUCGGUCCGUUGUAUGACCGGUGACCUUGAUGCAGAGGUAAUCACUUACCCACCAUUCGAGGGCACGGAACGUAAUUAUCUUCGGGCCCAAUUGGCUCGUAUUCAAGCAGCGACCUCCGUCUCACCGCAGGGAUUUUACACCUUUGGCUCGGGAGAAGAGGAAGAAGAUAUCGAUUUGGAAGAGGGAGCGGGAGAUAUGGCCUUCAAUCCAAAUCCCUUCUACCAAGGCCACACCCUUAAAGACUUGGUUGAUUCAAAUCUGACUUACUGGGUUCACCACGGCAGACAUAUCCUCAAGCAGGGUAGAACUAUAUGGUGGAAUCCUAAUGCAGGAUUGGAUGAAGCGGUUGAAGAAGAAGAAGAUGAAGGCCUUCCACCCAUGGAGCCUGAAUCCGGUCCUUCACUAUUCACAUCUCUCUCUGAAGAUGGCCGACUCGAGGGUCAGAAUGCUUGGAGCGCCCGCGUCAGCUCUACCCUGGUGCCAGACAGGGCUGUAGCAUAUCUGAGAAGUAACAUAUGGCCUGGUGCUGUCGCUUAUUCUACAACUGGGAAGAAAUCUGAAUGCAUGUACGUUGGAUGGGGCCUGAAAUACCAGCCUCCGAACUUCAGUCCUCUACAGCUGCCGCGGCCGCAGGAAGAAUACGCUAUUGGACCAGAGGUUAUGGAGAUGGCUGAUCCAACGUUCGCGGAUGAAGAGGCUUACCGAAUCGCCCACCUACCUCCACCGCCACCAGUGCUGCAAGGGGAAGGGGAGGGGGAGGGUCUACCCGAAGAAGAGGAGGAAGAAGAUUAAAACACAUCAUUUACAUAGCUUUAGUUUUGUAAAUAUUUGGUAGUGUAUCGAAACAAUAUUUUCCAUGAGUACCAAUACCUUUUGAGCACAAUAUUCCGAGUCAGGGAAA